Molecule: messenger RNA, 717 nt
Organism: Peronospora farinosa
Lineage: Eukaryota; Oomycota; Peronosporomycetes; Peronosporales; Peronosporaceae
Source: the annotation of a GenBank genome assembly
AUGAUGACGGCGGAUGCAGAGAUAUCAGAGCUACUACUGGAGUGUGACAAGAAGAAUGUUCCGUUACCAGAGAACUCAUGGGAAGCACUGCGGGAGGUUAUUGUAGUGUUAAGGAACACACAGCACGACGCUUUGGGUUAUGUGAAGAUGCCAAAAGCUCUGGAACAGCUAAAAAAACGCAAAUUUGGUGAUAGUGCGAGAGAUGAGGAGGUAGCUCCAGUGGCGCCUUUGUCUCGUGUGAUGCGACGCCAGAAGCGGAUGCUUAUACAAGACAUGACGGAGAGUAAACGGCGCAACGUGAACACUGAGGGAAGCAGCCGUAAUGCAAGUUUAAGUGGCCAAUCUGGGCCUAACAUUGCAGAGAGUUCGGUGGCGAGUAAGAAGAAGAAGAAGAAGAAGAGAGACGCGAGAAAGGGCCGCAUUCAAGAAGAAGUGGAGGCCACACCUGCCUCACGAGAUGAAAAUCAAGCGCUUGUGGACAAGCUCGUGCAAGUGGGUGAUUACGAGAUGCACCAUGGACACUCGCAACGAGGGAUCUCGCGGAUGCGUGCGGCGAAGGCGAUCUGCUCCACUGACAUGGUGAUCACGUCAGGUGCUCAAGCGAAGCAGCUAGAUAAUGUAGGUCCAGCUGUUGCUACGAAGAUCGACCAGCUUCUAAACGAAGGACUCACAGCUGCUUUAAGCGAGUAUGACAAGGACGAAGAGGCAGUUUCAUAA